AAAAGAUGAGUUGGAAAGUAAAAUGUGUUUACAUAACCAAGAUGAAAGAAUCCGUUCCCAGAGUGAAAUUAGCAAAUUUAUCAAAAACUAAUAUUAUUGAUGUAUGGGCUCACAAUUUCAUGGCUGAAAUAACAGAAAUAGCUUCGCUUAUUGAAGAAUUUAAUGUUAUAUCAUUAGUAAUGAUUUUUUAAAUUUUAGGAUACCGAGUUUCCAGGAACAGAGUAUGAUCAACCAGAAAACGACGAUAAGGUGAGUUGAAUGUCAAAUUAUUAGGAUUAUGAAUAUUAAUAAUUAGUAAGAAAUGUUUAAAAAUACAAACUUAUAUAACUUGGUAUAAGCUUAGCAAAUGAAGCUGGUGAAGUACCUUUGAUUAAGAACACUUGGUAAUUUCAUUUUAAAUUUAAUGCAUAGUAUCUGAAAAUUUAAUAUUAGAUAUGAUCAAUUGAUGAAUCCUGUUAAGGCAAUGUUAGAAUAGGCAGGAAUCAGAUUUGAUGACUUAGCAUCAAAAGGAAUAGAUUACUCCUUAUUUUGUGAAGUAAUUACUGGAAGCGGUAUAAUUAAAGCUUAUGUAAAUAAGGACUAAUCUUAAAUGAUGAGAUUAAGUAUGUAGUAUUUCAUGGUGAAUUUGACUUUGGUUACUUACUGCAUUUAUUUCAUCAUUCUGGAAUUCCGGAUACACAAGAAGAAUUUUAUAAAAUUAUGAAGCUUUACUUUCCUUAAAUUUAUGAUUUGAAAUACAUUUUAAAGGACAAUCAAAAAUACAAGGAUGCAGGAUUAAGUAGACUGGCAACCAAGGUUGAAGUGACUCGUAUAGGUCCUGAACAUUAAGCAGGAUCAGAUGCUUUACUAACUUUACAAUGCUAUUAUCAAUUGAAGUUUUGUUACCCAGAUUUAUAAGGCGAUUUCGAUAAAAAUAUGAAUAUAAUCUAUGGCAUUGGUAAAGGAUAUGUUCCGAAUAAGUAUUCAAAUCCUUAAUGUUUAGCCGCCGAAAAACUUAUACCCCAAGUUCAUAGACUCCUGAUCCAGGAUUAUAAGUGAAUUAGAUGGAUUAAUAAUAUUACUAUGGUCAAAAUUUCUAAUACGAUGAACUUCAAAAUUCUUAUUAUCUAUAUGGAUAACAAUUCAUAAAUUACAAUUAUUUUUAAUAUCAAAUGCACGAAUCUGAUUAGCCUAAGAGAAAAGGUUAUUGA
Paramecium octaurelia is the source of this 1190-nucleotide messenger RNA. Lineage: Eukaryota; Ciliophora; Oligohymenophorea; Peniculida; Parameciidae. The record is from the annotation of a GenBank genome assembly.